AUGUCUCAUAGUUCUGAUACAAGGAGAGAAAUCCCACCUGGGAUUUUGCUUAUUAGAAGCAUUAGAGGCAAAGAUUGGAGUCUUUCUACAUAUAGAUAUGUGAUUUUGCUUGUUACUUUCAUAGCUUAUGCAUGUUACCAUGCUUCAAGAAAACCCAGUAGUAUAGUGAAAAGUGUUUUGUAUCCUGAUUCCAACAAAGGCACAGGCUUAGGCUUGGACCCCUUGUUUGGCAGGGUUUUUGUUAAGGAAGAGUUUGGAGGAAAUGGGAAUUAUAGGUUGAUAGAGAAAGGUUGGGCUCCGUUUAAUGGAACCGACGGGACGUCGAAGUUGGGAGAGAUUGAUGUUGCAUUUCUUGCAUGUUACUCUUUGGGAAUGUAUGCUGCUGGGCAUUUGGGAGAUACAUUGGACCUCCGGUUGUUCUUGACAGCCGGGAUGAUUGGGAGUGGCAUUUUUGUUGCACUAUUUGGGAUGGGAUACUUUUGGAAUGUUCAUGUGUUUGGUUUUUAUCUUGGGAUGCAAAUGGUUGCUGGGUUAUUCCAAGCAACUGGGUGGCCUUCGGUUGUUGCUGUGAUUGGUAAUUGGUUUGGAAAGGGGAAGAGGGGUUUGAUUAUGGGUAUAUGGAAUGCACAUACUUCCAUUGGGAAUAUUAGUGGCUCACUUCUUGCUGCUAGUGUUCUGGACUAUGGGUGGGGUUGGUGUUUUAUAGUUCCAGGUGCUUUUAUUGCAGUGGGAGGUGUAAUGGUUUUCUUCUUCUUGGCUCCAUAUCCUGAGGACAUUGGAUUUUCAUUCCCACAAGGUUCACCUUCUGAUUUGGAGGCAAACCCUAAGGACGAAGAAGCUAAUGUAAGAAAAGAAACUACAGAGGAAGAUGAAACACAAACUAUUAACCGAGCUGGGUCUGUGAGCAGGACAAGUGUUGGGCUUCUUGAAGCUUGUCUAAUACCAGGAGUUAUACCCUUUGCGCUGUGCCUCUUCUUCUCAAAGCUUGUGGCCUACACGUUUCUGUACUGGCUGCCAUUUUAUUUAAGUCAGACAGAAAUAGGAGGAGAAUAUGUUUCUGUAAAAUCUGCUGGAAACCUCUCCACUUUGUUUGAUGUAGGGGGCAUAGUUGGUGGAAUCCUUGCUGGCUACAUAUCUGAUAAACUUAAUGCUCGAGCUACCACGGCAGCCAGCUUCAUGUGUGCUGCAAUUCCAGCAAUGCUUUUAUAUCGCAGAUAUGGCAGUAUUUCACACAAUAUCAACAUUGCGCUUAUGAUGGUUGCUGGCUUGUUUAUUAAUGGGCCCUAUGCACUUAUCACCACUGCGGUAUCUGCAGACCUUGGUACGCACAGUUCGCUUAGAGGGGAUUCUCGAGCACUGGCAACAGUUACUGCCAUAAUUGAUGGUACUGGAUCAGUUGGUGCAGCUUUUGGCCCUCUUCUUACUGGUUUCCUUUCAACAAAGGGAUGGGAUGCAGUAUUUGUGAUGUUAAUGAUUUGUGCUCUUAUUGCGGCACUUCUUUUAUCACGUUUGGUUAUGGCUGAAAUUGCUGAGAAGACUUGCAAACAAGUUCCUGUAUCCGGUGGGCGACAAAGUUCCGGAGGUAAUACUUCUUGUAUUGUUCGCUUUAUAAACAACUUCCUUCCCACCUCAUCUCCAGCCAACACUGAUGAUACAAAUGUCUGGAUGGUCAGUGUAACCAAUUCUAUCUAUUUUCAAAAACCUUAUUUUGAGAAAUGGACCAGAUCAUGA
Molecule: messenger RNA, 1731 nt
Organism: Prunus armeniaca (apricot)
Lineage: Eukaryota; Viridiplantae; Streptophyta; Magnoliopsida; Rosales; Rosaceae
Source: the annotation of a GenBank genome assembly